AUGGAUAAACCACAGAAGACCGAGCCAGCUGAAAAGAGCAGCUCUGACAAAAACUCUGCAAAGCAACGUGUCACACUCUGUCUGCUGAGCGCAGCUUUCUUUGGUGCCUUGGGUUCGUCUUUCCUGUACGGCUACAACCUCUCUGUCGUCAAUGCUCCAGCACCGUACAUUAAAGCUUUUUACAACCAGACAUGGCUGGUGAGAUACAAUGAACCUGUCAGCGCAGAGACAGUCACACUCCUUUGGUCCAUCACAGUCUCCAUAUUUGCCAUUGGGGGCCUUUUCGGAGCACUUUGUGUCUCUUGGCUCAUAAAACUACUGGGAAGAAAAGGAACCUUGUUGCUGAAUAACAUCUUUGCUGUGGCAGCGGCAUUGCUACUUACCUUUGGCGAGAGAGCACGGUCCUUUGAGAUGCUCAUCAUUGGCCGCUUCAUUAUGGGAGUCGACUCUGGUAUAGCUCUCAGUGCACUGCCAAUGUAUCUUGGAGAGAUUUCCCCAAGAUAUAUCCGAGGUUUCAUCGGUCAGUUCAACUCUAUUCUGAUCUGUCUUGGAGUGUUUGUGGGUCAGGUGCUAGGCCUACCUGAGCUGCUGGGUCAGGAAUCCAGAUGGAACUACUUAUUUACCUUCCUGGCAUUGCCUGCAGUACUGCAGCUCUGCAUUCUGCCUUUCGUCCCAGAGAGCCCUCGAUACCUUCUGAUUGAGAGGAGGGAUGAGGCAGCAGCAGAGAGAGCAUUUCAGAGAUUUCUUGGAAAAAAGGAUGUUUCUGUUGAGCUAGAAGAGGUCCAUGCAGAGGGUCGAGCUCAGGAAACUCUCCAUACGGUGUCCGUUCUACAGCUACUGAAGAGUAAGGCAGUUCGCUGGCAGCUCAUCACAGUCAUAAUCACCAUGGCCAGCUAUCAACUCUGUGGCCUCAAUGCUCUCUGGUACUAUACUAGUGGGAUCUUACAGGAAGCAGGAUUCCCUGAGAAUAUUGUCCCGUACAUAACCCUUAGCACAGGAGGUAUAGAGACCUUUUCUGCCAUCAUCUCUGGUUUAGUGAUUGAACGAAUUGGACGGAAACCUCUACUCAUUUUUGGAUUCAGCGCCAUGGCCUUGUUCUUCAGCCUACUAACGGUGUUUCUCAAUUUUCAAAGUGCGGUGUCAUGGAUGCCUUACCUCAGUUAUGUCUGCAUACUGGCAGUGAUUGCUUCCUUUUGUUCUGGACCAGGAGGCAUCCCAUUUAUCCUGACUGGUGAACUUUUUGAACAAUCCUACAGGCCUGCUGCGUUCAUGAUUGCUGGCAUUGUGAACUGGCUGUCCAACUUCGCAGUGGGCCUCUUAUUUCCAUUUAUACAGGAGUCUCUGGAUGCAUUUGCCUUUCUGGUGUUUGUGGGGUUCUGCGUGUUGGCAUCAAUCUACCUCUUUAUCGUCCUCCCUGAAACCAAAGGCAAAACAUUCAUGGACAUAAGUCAGAGUUUCGCCAAGAUGAACAAAGUCCCCGUUCCCUCAACAAGCCAUGAAAUGAAGCUUGUUCUGUGUUCUGAUAUCGAGAAGAACACAAAAGAGGAAAAUGGCUUCAAGAUGGAGAGUUCCUUUUAA
Nerophis lumbriciformis (worm pipefish) is the source of this 1578-nucleotide messenger RNA. Lineage: Eukaryota; Metazoa; Chordata; Actinopteri; Syngnathiformes; Syngnathidae. The record is from RefSeq and is a predicted model, not a curated record.